ACGGUGGAGUUGUCCGUAGCAUAGUUCAGUUCGAUCCAAAAACCCUUAGCGUUCACAUCUCUUCUCCGGAAAACAAGUGAAAAAAUAAAUUCAAAAUCGAGUGAAAAAAAAAAAAAAACUACACAACCGAAUCACAAAGUGGAAACCCCUCAGAAACACGUGGAUUCAGAUACAAUUCGCUGUAAAUUUGUGGUGUUCCCCGAAAAAGCAAAGCUUGUUUUAGUACAGAUUCGACAACCUUUUGCGCAGCCGUCACUACUUUCGGAAAAGACAGGUUAAUACAGGAAGAUGCCAAUAAUGACCGCACGUCGCCAGUCCCGCCAGGGCAACAACAACAACAAUCGCAACACCAACCUUGGCAACCUCAACAAGAUCGACGAGGGAGGAGCCGGAGAUGUGGCCCGCCGCGAGGAGGGGGAGGAUUGGAUGGAAAUGGUGCAGCAAGCGCCGGACAAUGUGCACAUGCGUUCGAGCUCGAUGGCGGCGGUGGUCAACCGGGAGCGGUACAACCGCAGCCGCAGUGUUCCGGUCAGGAGGGGCCCAAUGCGUCGCACUCGACGCCUGAACAGCUUGACUGUGCCGACGAUGAAUAGCUUCUUCCACGAUUUGGCCCAACGCACCAAAUCGACCAUUGCCGCCAACGAGGGCAUUGUGCUACUCUAUCUGGCCCUCAUCCUGGUGCCAAGCAUCAUGGAGCUGGGUCCACGCAUUGAAUUUCCGGCUCAUUGGGAACAAACGGGUAUCUUCUGCUUUCUGAAGCGCCGUCGUCUCACCAUGACCUUCACUGGCAACGCGUUGCGUGUUCUAAUCCGCUCCUGCAUUGGCGCCAUUAUACCGCUGAUCAGCAUGCUGACCAUGGAGAGUCCAGAGCAAUGUAAAAUGAGGAUUCCCCGCGAGGAGGGACCAGAUAUGGAGGUGCCCGUCAAUCUGAAUAUCUACUGUAUCAAUCUAUUGCCUUACAUACUCCGCCUGAAGGCCGGAUUCUGUCUGUUCGUCGGCGACACUUGGAUCGCCUAUAGCGAUCAGGUGCUCACCAUCGCCGAGACGUUCAACACCUGGCGCAUACUGGUCUAUCUGAAUCAGAUUAUGCAGCUCGUCUACGCCUUCGAGCUGUUGCUCCUCAUGAUCCAGGGACUAUUCGGUUUGAUUCAGUCCUAUCGCAUCUUCAAGAAAUUCUCCGGCAAGGAUAACUACCAUGUGCCGCAGUUCGAGGACUUCGGCCUGAAGAACAGCUUUUGGUUCAAGCCCAGCAGGCACACCAUUGUCGUUUACCACGCCUUUAGGGAGCGCGCCUGGGCCUAUCUGCAGCUGCACGCCCCACACUUCUAGAUUCUAUAAGGAGCCCCAAGCUCAAGUUCUGCCACUGACCAAAUUCAAAAGGCAGGAAAUUCAAAUUACACGAAACGCUGGCAACGCUGGAUGCUGAUAUUGAUAUUGAUACUGGCACACUAAACAGGGGAUUGGCCUAAUUUGGCCAAGGGACCUAACUAUACUAAUGCUAAUCUAUUCAAAAUGAUUUCCCCCAGAAAAGGAAGAGGAAAUCAUUUCGUACUUUUUUUUUGGAUGAACGCGUUAUAUUUACACAUAUAUUUAUACAUUAUAAAUAAAAUAAUUAUGACCCAUC
This is a messenger RNA of Drosophila subpulchrella, 1624 nucleotides long. RefSeq lists its product as uncharacterized. The record is from RefSeq and is a predicted model, not a curated record. The coding region runs from base 289 to 1329 and encodes 346 amino acids. Lineage: Eukaryota; Metazoa; Arthropoda; Insecta; Diptera; Drosophilidae. The transcript has 4 exons.